Messenger RNA from Populus euphratica (Euphrates poplar), 1017 nucleotides. RefSeq names its product fasciclin-like arabinogalactan protein 12. NCBI's taxonomy places the organism in Eukaryota, Viridiplantae, Streptophyta, Magnoliopsida, Malpighiales, Salicaceae. The record is from RefSeq and is a predicted model, not a curated record. Bases 91 to 882 code for a protein of 263 amino acids. The transcript has a single exon. Gene Ontology annotation, cellular component: plasma membrane. Gene Ontology annotation, biological process: plant-type secondary cell wall biogenesis.
ACACAUCGAGCACUUCUAACAAAAAUCAAGCUCAGUUUACAUCAGCUUUUUUGCAUUGUUUCUAGCAUUAUAUAUCUUAAGAACAUAAAGAUGAAGCCACAGUACUUGCUCUCUUCAUUUUCAAUUUUUCUUCUUUUCCUCCAUUGUACCAAUACCUUUGCCCAGUCACCAGCUGCAGCCCCGGCUCAGGCGCCAGCAGUGGUUGCAUCACCUCCAGCUGCAACCCCAACACAGGCAGCUGCACCGCAUGGCAUCACCAACGUCACCAAAAUCCUUGAGAAGGCUGGACACUUCACGAUCUUUAUCCGCCUUUUGAGAUCCACUCAAGAGGAAAACCACUUAUUCUCCGCGCUAAAUGACUCAAGUACUGGUUUAACAAUCUUUGCUCCAACGGAUAGCGCAUUUUCGGAACUGAAAUCAGGAACUCUCAACACGCUAAGUGAUGGAGACAAGUCCGAGUUAGUGAAGUUUCACGUAGUUCCAACAUUCCUAUCAACUUCCCAGUUCCAGACCGUAAGCAAUCCUCUCGGAACAUGGGCCGGAACAGGUAGCAGGUUACCACUUAACGUGACAAGUUAUCCAAACUCGGUGAACAUAACCACAGGACUUACCAAUACAAGUUUAUCUGGAACCGUAUACACAGACAACCAGCUAGCCAUUUAUAAGAUUGAAAAGGUACUCCUCCCUAAGGACAUUUUUGCUUCUAAUGCUCCAGCUCCAGCACCAGUGGCACCUGCACCAGAGAAGCCAACAAAGGCAGUUCCUGCAGUAACUGUAGAGAGUCCUGCAGCUUCUGUGGAUAUAUCUAGUGCCCUUAUAUUUACUCAUAAUGUUGUGGUGGGAUCAGUUGGGUUACUUGCUUCUGCAAUGUUUUCUCUGUAAUGUAGAAGGAUUUCGAAUCUUGAUAUGAUAUAAGUAGGGGUUGUGUCCGGUUUGGUGCUUUAUUUUGCUGCGCCGGCUGAUUGUGUGUUGAAUAAUUCUGAUUUUACCUUGAAUCCAGUUUGUAUGAUUUGAGUU